Messenger RNA from Lagopus muta (rock ptarmigan), 1779 nucleotides. RefSeq names its product protein eva-1 homolog C-like. The transcript has 9 exons. Gene Ontology annotation, molecular function: carbohydrate binding. NCBI's taxonomy places the organism in Eukaryota, Metazoa, Chordata, Aves, Galliformes, Phasianidae. Bases 128 to 1660 code for a protein of 510 amino acids. The record is from RefSeq and is a predicted model, not a curated record.
UUUUAUUGCGUCCCCGUUCACCCCAGCUUGGAUAAGCUCAGAACUUUUUGCAAACAAUCUGUGAAUGAAGAGAGCUUCCUGCUGCUGCUAAGCACAAGGCAGCCCUUCCCUUCCUCCCCAGCACUCAAUGACCGGACAUGUGCUGGGACACAGCCUGCAGCACGCGUGUAUCCUGGCCAUAAGCAGAAAGCGGGGUGCAGGCUGGGGACCCCACUGCCCUCCUUCAUCUGCUGCACAGCCCUCAAAAACACAUCCUCUGCUCCCAGUGGCACUUGUUCCCAUGCUGUCCCAGCUGCCCAAAGCGGCCUCAGUCGCUCUGCAGUGCACAGAAGGACCCAUUGUCACUGCUGUGCCAGCCCCCGCCCCGGCGCCAGCUGCUGCAGGGACCGGGCGGUGGGUGGCAGAGAGCACUGGUGGCACCAUGGUGGCCACGCUGGUGGUGGCCCUGCUGCUCCUCUGCCUGGCUGCAGGGACAGAGGCCAGCCCGGAGCUCAGCGGGUACCUACGCAAGGUGCUGCGGAACCACACGGUGCACACGUGUGAUGGGGAGCAGCUCCUCAUCCUGUGCCCUCGCAAGACCACCAUCAGCAUCCUGGGUGCUUUCUACGGGCGCCGCGUGCCCAGCCCCAACCUGUGCCCCAGCCCCGGCAAUGUGUCCCAGGAGAGCACCGAGUGCAUGUCACCCACAGCCCACCUGAAGCUUCUGGCUGAGUGUCAGGACCAGCAGUGGUGCCAGUUCUCGGUGCACAGCCAGGUGUUCGGGCCGGAUCCCUGCCCUGGCACACACAAGUACCUCAUCGCAUCCUACAAGUGCCGGCCAGAUAACCAUCGGGUGAAGACAGUGUGUGAGAACAACGAGCUGAGGCUGCACUGCAGGCCAAAAUCCGUCCUGGCUAUUUACUCUGCACACUAUGGACGAUUCCUGAGGGGCAAACCUGAGUGCGAUGCCCCCAACGCUGGUGGACCCCAUAUUGAAUGCCUGGCCCCAGAUGCACUGCGGAGGGUUUCCAAGAAGUGCCACCGCAAAGGGAAUUGCACAGUGACUGCUGACCAGGCCAACUUUGGGGACCCAUGCCUGCCCGGCACGAGGAAGCAGCUGCGGGUGUCCUACACCUGUGUGCCCAAGCAGCUGCUGGAGGAGGUGGGCCCAGACACCUCGGAUCCCUUCCUGCUCUCAAACUACAUGCACGGUGGCUGGUACAAAGGGCCCAGGUUCUCCAGGCUCCGGGAAGACCGGAUGAUUUUUACUAGCUCCCUGGCAGCUUUUGCCCACCUCUGGGAUGUCCCUGAAAAAGUCGCUCUCUACUUUCUCUGCGGGGUGUCGGCGGGCCUCGCUCUGCUGCUGUGCAUCGUCAGCCCCAAGGCUGCCUUCCUGCGGGAGGCCAAGGAGGUUCUGCUGGGCCCAGGUGGCCGCUCAGAGGCAAGCAGGACCAAACUGCGGGAUGAGCAGGAUGAAGACCUGCCUGACGACAGCUCCUCCGACUCCUCCUUCCGCCGCCUCACCCGCGCCUACCGUGCCACUGAGAGCAUCUUCGGCCCCGAGCUGACGGCAGCCAUGGAGGGAGCGGCCGAGCAGCAGGGCCGUGGUGGAGAGGAGAUCUGGAUGCCCAAGGAAUCCAGUCCCUACACCAUCCAGAAGAUCAAAUCGGCCACCAAGUGAGGAGGUGAAGGACGAGGUGCUUUGCCAGAUGAUAAUUCUCGCUCCUCCUCUCAACCCUGAGGCUGUGCCAGGGCAGCAAUCCCAGAGCAAACACCUCCCAGCAGAUGCUUCUCAUCCUC